Prionailurus viverrinus (fishing cat) is the source of this 1954-nucleotide messenger RNA. Its product is annotated as cytochrome P450 3A12. The transcript is spliced from 13 exons. The record is from RefSeq and is a predicted model, not a curated record. Lineage: Eukaryota; Metazoa; Chordata; Mammalia; Carnivora; Felidae. Gene Ontology annotation, biological process: steroid metabolic process; oxidative demethylation. Bases 124 to 1635 code for a protein of 503 amino acids. Gene Ontology annotation, molecular function: testosterone 6-beta-hydroxylase activity; iron ion binding; oxidoreductase activity, acting on paired donors, with incorporation or reduction of molecular oxygen, reduced flavin or flavoprotein as one donor, and incorporation of one atom of oxygen.
AUAUACAUUCCAGCCUCACUGAAUCACUGCUGGUGGGAAGGAAAGCUCCACACGCACAGGCCAGCAAAGACUGGCGCACACUGCUGAAAGAGAGUAGAGGAGAUUGGCAGAGGGAAAGUGGCCAUGGACCUGAUCCCAAGCUUUUCCAUAGAAACCUGGCUUCUUCUGGCUACCAGCCUGGUGCUCCUCUAUCUAUAUGGGACCCACAACCAUGGACUUUUUAAGAAGCUGGGAAUUCCUGGGCCAAAACCUCUGCCUUUUUUGGGAACUGCUCUGGGGUACCGUCAGGGUUUUUGUGAAUUUGAUGAGAAAUGUUUUAGAACGUAUGGAAGAAUGUGGGGGUUUUAUGAUGGGCGACAGCCAGUGUUGGCGAUCACAGAUCCGGACAUGAUCAAAACAGUACUAGUGAAAGAAUGCUAUUCUGUCUUCACAAACCGGCGGUCUUUUGGUCCAGUGGGAUUUAUGAAAAGUGCCAUCUCUCUGUCUGAAGAUGAACAAUGGAAGAGAAUACGAACAGUGCUGUCUCCAACCUUCACCAGUGGAAAACUCAAGGAGAUGUUCCCCAUCGUUGGCCAGUAUGGAGAUGUGUUGGUGAGGAACCUGAGGAAGGAGGCAGAGAAAGGCAAGCCCGUCAACUUGAAAGACAUCUUGGGGGCCUACAGCAUGGAUGUGAUUACUAGCACAUCGUUUGGAGUGAACAUUGAUUCCCUCAACAACCCACGAGAUCCCUUUGUGGAAAAUACCAAGAAGCUCUUAAAAUUUUCAUUUCUGGAUCCAUUUUUCUUCUCAUUAUUACUCUUCCCAUUCCUUACCCCAAUUUUUGAACUAUUAAAUAUCUGGCUGUUUCCAAAAAGUGUCAUUAAUUUUUUCACAAAAUCUGUAAAAAGGAUGAAGGAAAGUCGCCUCAAAGAUAAACAAAAGCACCGAGUGGAUUUGCUUCAGCUGAUGAUUAACUCCCAGAAUUCCAAAGAAACGGACACCCAUAAAGCUCUGUCUGAUCUGGAGCUUGUGGCCCAAUCUGUUAUCUUUAUUUUUGCUGGCUAUGAGCCCACCAGCACUUCUCUUUCCUUCCUUGUGUAUGAAUUGGCCACUCAUCCUGAUGUCCAGCAGAAACUGCAGGAGGAGAUUGAUGCAACUUUCCCUAACAAGGCAUCUCCCACUUAUGAUGCUCUUGUACAGAUGGAGUAUCUUGACAUGGUGUUGAAUGAAACCCUCAGAUUAUACCCAAUCGCUGGUAGACUUGAGAGGGUCUGUAAGAGAGAUGUGGAAAUCAGUGGUGUGUUCAUUCCCAAAGGGACAGUGGUGAUGGUGCCAACCUUUACUCUUCACCGGGACCUGGAUCUCUGGCCAGAGCCUGAGGAGUUCCAUCCUGAAAGGUUCAGCAAGAAGAACAAGGACAGCAUAAAUCCUUAUAUAUACCUGCCUUUUGGAACUGGACCCCGAAACUGCAUUGGCAUGAGGUUUGCGGUCAUGAACAUGAAACUUGCCCUUGUCACACUCCUUCAGAACUUCUCCUUCAAACCUUGUGAAGAAACACAGAUCCCCCUGAAAUUAAAUGCUCAAGGUAUUAUUCAACCAGAAAAACCCAUUGUUCUCAAGGUUGAGCUGAGAGAUGCGAGUGUGAGUAGAGCCUGACUUUCCCUAAGAACUUCCCCUUUGUUCUUCAAGAACCUGUAUCCCAGAACACCAGAGACUUCAAUUUACUUUGUGAGUACAACCCAGAAAUGAAGAUGGGCUUCACAUACUGCUUGUGAUGGAUGAUGAGGGAUUCCAAGCUUUCCUGGUAUCUGCAUGGAGCAUUAUAUGUUGUGGAAUGUGAGGAAGGUGACUAAUAAGUGCCAGACACGUAGACUCAGCCUAUCCGGUCCCAAUUAGUACCAUCUAUUCCCCUGAGAACUGAUCGAUAAUAAAAAUUUCUCACCAGUUAUAUUAAAAAACUUUAAUGAAACAAUAA